UAACUUAAGCUCAAAUUAAAAUAACUUACCUAAUACCUAUAUAUUAUACUUAUUUUAUCCCUUUAUGGCCAUAUAUUAUAUGUAGUUAUUGUUGUGUGAUCUAAUUAAAUAAGCAGUGCUGCCAUAAAUAAUGAAAAAAUAAGAACAUCCCGACACAAAGGUACUCUGGAGAACUCUUAUCAAAAAUCAAAAUCCAAAAUUUCGGACGUGUUUUUACCACGAUUAAAGAUAUAUCUUUAAUCGUGGUUUUUACUAUAUUGUUCUAUGGUUUUUACCACCUCCCAUGACUAUAGAUAGUACUUCUAUCUUUUACUUUCCGUACUUCUAUCUUUAAUCGUGUCACCACUCACCUUCCACAAGACGCUUGUAAAUUUCCUUUGAUUUCCUUUCUUUUAUUCUGCGGUACUUCCAAUUUCCAAUGUUAGCUAGUAUUAUAAGGUACUCAGCCAUUAAGAUUCAUGAGUAAUCAAAUAACAAUAUCAUGAGAUUAUAAACAUUUUCAGAUCAGUACAAAAAUUAAAAGCCACAGAAAAAGAGUACCUAAUUGAAAAACAAACAUUUAAGAGGAAAUAAUUCAAUAUGAAACUAUGAGGAACAAAUAUUGAUGAUUGGGCGAUAAAUUCCAAAACUAAAACUGGAGAUAAAGAUAACACAAUUGACGCUGAAAUAAAAAUUGAAGUAUUCAAUUACUGACGGAUAUGAAUUUAAAGGAACAGUUUUAAGUUAUAGCAACUCUUCAGAAUUCAUUACUUAUAUGAAUUCGGACGAGACAUCUAACUGCUCAAGGGAAAAUCCACUGACUAAUAUCUGUGAGAAAAUGUCUACAGCAACCAAUUUAACGGCACAUAACGAAGAAAAGCCGUAUAAAUGUGAUAUAUGUGAAAAAAAGAUAUCUACAGCAUCAGAUUUAACAAAGCAUUUAAGGACACAUACCGGAGAAAAGCCGUAUAAAUGCGAUUUAUGUGAUCAAGCUUUUUCUCAAGCACAUUAUUUAACUGUGCAUACAAGGAAACAUAAUGGAGAAAAGCCGUACAAAUGUGAUUUCUGUGAUAAAAGGUUUUCUACAUCAUCAGCAUUAACAAAGCAUACAAGGACACAUACCGGAGACAAGCCUUAUAAAUGUGAUAUCUGUGAUCAAGCUUUUUCUCAGAAAACAAAUUUAAAAAAACAUACAAGGAUACAUACUGGAGAAAAACCGUAUAAAUGUGAUAUCUGUGAUCAAAGUUUUUCCCAACCACAUACUUUAAAAACCCAUAAAAGGACACAUACCGGUGAAAUUGCGUUUAAAUGUGUAAUCUGUGAUCGUGCUUUUUCUCAAGCAUAUAAUUUAAGAAGGCAUGCAAUGACACAUACCGGAGAAAAACCUUAUAAAUGUGAUAUCUGUGAAAAGGGGUUUUGUACAUCAUUAGAUUUAACAAGGCAUACAAUGACACAUACCGGAGAAACACCAUAUAAAUGUGAUAUCUGUGAUAAGGGAUUUUGUACAUCAUUAGAAUUAACAAGGCAUACAAGGACACAUACCGGUGUUAAGCCGUAUAAAUGUGAUAUAUGUGAUCAAUCCUUUUCUCAAGCACAUCAUUUAACGGGGCAUACAAGGACACACACCGGAGAAAAGCCUUAUAAAUGUGAUAUCUGUGAUCAAGCUUUUUCUCAGAAAACAAAUUUAAAUACUCAUAAAAGGACACAUACCAAUAUAGAGCCAUAUAAAUAUGUUAUCUGUGAUUUAGCGUUUUCUAAAGCCUCAAAUUAAAAAAUAAAACGAGGAUACCUACCAGAAAAAUGCUACGUAUUCAAGGGACAUAACAAUUAUAUUCUAAAUAUACAAAUUAUUUUAUAAAUUAAAUAAUAAUAAUAUCGUUGUUAUCAAUAUAUAUUAUUAUUACACUACAAAACAUAAAAUAUAUUGAUUUAUAUUGGUACCGCUGUCCAUUGGUUUCUCUGAGAGAUGUUAUAUGUAUUCAUCGAACCGGAAUUUUUAAACAUGAAUGUUGUGAGCACUUCCAUGACAAAAUCAAAUAGAAAAUCGUACAUGCCAAUAUUUUUAAAACAGGUGUAUUCAUCGUUUCCUGUGAUAUUUUAAGCGCCAAGACUAUAGUACAAAUGUUUUCAAACCCUUUUAUUAUGCAACAAUAUAUUAUCUCGGGUGAAUGUAAACUCAGUUAGUGAUGAAAAUCAAAUUAAUAUAUCAUAUUAUUAUUUAAAAAAAAAAAAAAAAAUCAAUUUUUAUAGUAAUAAUUAUUGCCCUCAUUAAAUAUUAGCUAGAUAUGCGUAUAUGCCAAAAAAUAUAAAAUACUUAAAAAUAAAAAUAAUAAAAGGCCUCUCUAAUAUCCACCGCCAAACCAUCUCGCCUCAGAAUACUGGAAUCGG
Acyrthosiphon pisum (pea aphid) is the source of this 2367-nucleotide messenger RNA. Its product is annotated as zinc finger protein 525. Gene Ontology annotation, molecular function: DNA-binding transcription factor activity, RNA polymerase II-specific; RNA polymerase II cis-regulatory region sequence-specific DNA binding. Gene Ontology annotation, biological process: regulation of transcription by RNA polymerase II. The coding region runs from base 755 to 1750 and encodes 331 amino acids. NCBI's taxonomy places the organism in Eukaryota, Metazoa, Arthropoda, Insecta, Hemiptera, Aphididae. The transcript has 3 exons. The record is from RefSeq and is a predicted model, not a curated record.